CGCCACCAAAUCGCCUAAUGCUCUGGCUUUAUAUUUCCUUUCAAUCCUCAAGCUUCCAUUUCACAUCAAUGGCGGAUCUCACCUCCAUUUUCCUCACUCUCUUCCUCAUUUCCCUCUCCAAAUUCUCCCUCUCUUCGCCCACCGUCUCGGCCAGGGAUCAGGUUGGCUGUUCCAUGUGCGCCAGUUGCGACAACCCAUGUCAACUCCCGCCGCCGCCUCCGUUAAUUGUUGACUGCCCACCGCCUCCAUCACCGCCGCCCCCUCCACCUCCAUCUCCUCCACCGCCACUCGCCACACCCGAAUGCCCUCCGCCUCCCUCUCCCCCUUCGUGCGAUGCAUGCGUCUAUCCUUCACCGCCGCCACCGUCCUCCAUCCAGCCGUACACCCCAACAGACGGAGGGCAAUAUCCCGGGCUUGCUCCGCCGCCGCCGAACCCAAUUUUACCGUAUUUUCCUUACUAUUAUUACACUCCGCCUUCUGGGUCUGGUAAAUCCGUUCCAUUUUCGUGGAAGUUUUUGCCUUUGUUGUUCAUUCUUCGACUCUAAAAAUGGGCUCGAUUUGUUUUCCGACGCCAUUGAAGAACGGGAAUGGGCGGCGGAGGAGAUCAAAAGAAGGGUAGUAUAAUGGAAUAAACUAAGACGUAUUAAUGAUUCUUUAUUUUACUUUGUUUACAUUUUAUAAUCCAAAUAACAAUGUAAUGUAAUUAUAUGAUAGAAUUCAAAUUCAUCCA
Cucurbita moschata (crookneck pumpkin) is the source of this 730-nucleotide messenger RNA. RefSeq names its product leucine-rich repeat extensin-like protein 3. The coding region runs from base 18 to 545 and encodes 175 amino acids. Lineage: Eukaryota; Viridiplantae; Streptophyta; Magnoliopsida; Cucurbitales; Cucurbitaceae. The record is from RefSeq and is a predicted model, not a curated record. The transcript has a single exon.